Messenger RNA from Sesamum indicum (sesame), 2503 nucleotides. RefSeq lists its product as uncharacterized. Lineage: Eukaryota; Viridiplantae; Streptophyta; Magnoliopsida; Lamiales; Pedaliaceae. The record is from RefSeq and is a predicted model, not a curated record.
UGACUUCAAAUUUUUCGAGAAUGGAUGAAUAGUAGUUCUAAGGGUCAUUCAUCUUAUGGAUUUGGUAUAAACAACCGUUCAGGACAAUGGCUUGGUGAGAAUGAAUGUGAAAGGGUGAGAAUUAUCAGAGAAUGGGUGCAGAUGACAUCGCAGCAAAGAAACAAUUGUGGAUCACUUAGAGAUGGAGUUGCUGAAGCUGGCUCUCAAAUCGAGCAGGUGCGUGAUGGAUUAGUAAUCACUCAUCCGGAGAUUAGUGCGCGAAGGCCCAUCCGAAGAUUAUGCGGUAGACAGACUCUUCUUGAUCUCCUUCUGAGGGCUCAGGGUGAAAGAAAACGGGAACUUCUGGAUUUAUCGGAGCAGAGACCAGUCUCAGAUUUCGCUCAUCGCAAUCGCAUUCAGGCGCUCCUUAGAGGUAGGUUCCUACGGAAUCAAGAAGUGGUCCCUGACGAGAGACCAUCUUCAGUGGCUGCAACUGAGCUGGGUUUGCUGAGGCAAAGACAUACCGUUUCGGACCUCAGGGAAGGCUUCCUCUCAAAGUUGGACAGUACUGUUUCGACUUCAGUGAACAGUGCUGAAUCUGGUUCCUAUCUUAAUGAUGAAGUUAAUAGGGAACCAGAGUCUACAUGCAUGGAACAGGGAGUUACUGAAAUUCGUACAACAUCAGACUUGGAAAGUGCUGCAGAUGGAAACGGGAGUCGGGAGGAGCUUGAAGUACCAGUAACUGAAGAAGAGUAUACUGUUUUGGACAAUGAAAGAAGUGAGGAAGAACUGUCAUUUGGUAUUGAAAGUGCUGGUAGUAGAGAGGAGCCAGAUUUGGAAACUGAAGCAAGGCAGCAAGAAGUAUUAUCUGAUGUUGUAUUUUCUGGUAGCAGACAUGGAGAACAGAUCAAUUCCCCCACUACCGAUCAAUCAUUGUCAGAAUCUGAAAAUUACAGUCAACCCCUUGAAGUUCAUAACAACAAUUAUGAACGUAGGACUGCUGCAAUUUAUGUUCGUGAAGAAUCUGAUUUUCAAGGUGCAUCAGCUCAAGUGGAUGAAGAAUCUGAUUUUCAAGGUGCUUCAGCUCCAGCGGAUGAAGAAUCUGAUUUUCAAGGUGCUUCAGCUCCAGCGGAUGAAGAAUCUGAUUUUCAAGGUGCUUCAGCUCCAGUGGAAGAGUUGGAAGAACCAGUACUCGAGAUUGAAGACAGUGGCUGGGAACAGAUAAAUACUGUUGCAUUUACUGAAUGGGGUGACAGUACCGGAGAAGAGACGGCCAGAAGUUGGCACGAAACCUCUGUCAAUCAAUGGUUUGUGGAAACUGAAAUAUCUGAUAACAAUGUUGAUGUGCAAGAUCAGAUGCAAGAAUCACAUGGAGACUGGCCAAGCAAUGAUUUGCAGGAGGCUAUUGACAGCUGGCUAGAUAUGCCUUCUGGAGAGAUUGAUGCAUCUGGUGGAGGAAUCGAUUCAUUUUAUUCCCAUGAUGAUGAUAAUGUUCACAGUAUGGAACUUAGGGAGCUUUUCAGCCGGAGACGUGUCUCUAGUCUACUUCGUAGUAGCUUCCGCGAGAGUUUAAAUCAGGUGCUACAGUCCCAUGCGGAAAGGUUAGGUCGUGCUUCUGGUGAUUGGGAACCUGAUGAUACAUCUCCAGCUCCCUUGAUCGAGCAAGACCAGCAACAAUUAAAUGGUGAUCAAACUUCGACUCUAUCUGAUGGUGCUGAAAGAAAUCCCUUUGCUCCCUCAAACUUUUUCACCGAGCCACAUUGGGAUGAGGAAUUACAGAGUACAAAUUGGCCACACUACAACUCGAAUCAGCAGUUGGGAACGGAGUGGGAGGUCAUCAAUGAGUUGCGGAUCGACAUGGCAAGGCUUCAGCAGAGGAUGAACAACAUGCAAAGUAUGCUGGAAGCAUGCAUGGGCAUGCAAAUAGAGUUGCAGCGCUCGGUGCGCCAAGAGGUUUCUGCCGCUUUAAAUCGGUCAGUUUUCUCAAGAGAUGCGGUCGAAGCUCAAGGUGAUUGGCUUCACGAUGAAUCUCAGUGGGAGUACGUAAGGCAAGGAAUUUGCUGCCUGUGCCAGGAUAGCAAAAUUGAUUCCUUGCUCUACAGGUGCGGGCACAUGUGCACAUGUUCCAACUGCGCAGAAGAUUUGGUGCAGCAGAGGUUGAAGUGUCCCAUGUGUGGUGCCCCUGUUGUUGAGGUUGUCCGAGCUUACUUCAUCCACUAGUACAACCACAAAUACCCCAUUUACAUACAUACAUAGCUCAAAAUGCACAAUUACAGUAGUAGAAUCAUCCAAAUUUCCCCUGGAGUUCCACUAGAUGGCACCUCUGAUUUAUAUUGUUAAAAUCAGAGUUAUUUGUGCCGUGAAAUCACCUUAUUUAUUUAUCUCAAGUGACUGUCCUUUUACCCAAUGGAGAAAAUGUUACCGCUGCUGUAAUAUUUUUGUUAACCUUGUUACUGCUGUACAUCAGACACCUCAAAGUCAUUGGCUAUUAGUGAUGGCUGUUAAUGUGAAUAAAUUUCUUGAA